Messenger RNA from Truncatella angustata, 2733 nucleotides. Its product is annotated as something about silencing, SAS, complex subunit 4-domain-containing protein. Lineage: Eukaryota; Fungi; Ascomycota; Sordariomycetes; Amphisphaeriales; Sporocadaceae. Gene Ontology annotation, molecular function: histone acetyltransferase activity. The record is from RefSeq and is a predicted model, not a curated record. The coding region runs from base 422 to 2350 and encodes 642 amino acids. Gene Ontology annotation, cellular component: SAS acetyltransferase complex. The transcript is spliced from 2 exons.
AGUUGCCCCUGUAUGUAACCUGACGUGUCGAGUGGCAUGAAUUCUUGGCAUAGUAAUUGAGAACAAUGAGAUUCCUUGACGAUAUCUUCCAUAUCCCAUUAUCAAAGAACAUAUAUACAUAUUACUACCAGUCUAAGGCGAUUCGAACAAUCGACUUGUGGAUCAUAGAAGACACGCAAUUGCUCAAAGGCUUGCAUUGAAAAGGCUUUGUUCGAAGUUAGUUCAUCCGUCCAAUGUCAGUAAUGUAAGGAAGGGUGCUGCAGUGGGUGAAGUGGAUGAGCUGCCUAAGGUUAGAGCCUCAUGCAUUCAAUUGCAAACCGUGAAUCGAACAGCUCAAACAACAGACCGGUUACGGUGGUUAGACCUGUACAUUUUGAGCAUCAAGGUAACAAGGGAGAAAGUUAUCGUCCACCCAAAACAGAUGUCUCCCACAUUGGAUCCAGACAGACAAACAAACAUGACCACAUACGAGCUCAAUUACAUACAACCCGCAUCAGUGAUGGCGACGACGCGUGCCACUAGAUGGGCUCUAGCUCCAGCUGUAGCUGCAGCUCCAGGACCAGGUCCAGGUGCAGCUCCAGCAGGGCACCGACGACAGGCGCCCGGGCAGGCGCAAAAGGCCACUGGAAGUCAGGGCCAAGCGGUGCAAGCCGGGCAGCGCCAUAGCACACGCAAUUACAGCGCUGCAGCUGCCACUGCGAAACAUGCACACAUCGCAGAAACCGCGACAGAAUAUACAACGCGGUCAGGACGACGCCAUUCUGCUCGCAUGAAGCGCCCGUUGGAUGUCAUCAAUCCGAACCCGGACCCUACAAAGGUCAAGAGGUCGAGGAUUGCGGUCGAAAUCAAGGCACUGCCACAGUUCGAGCCCCCAAGCCCGCCGAGAUCAAUUGUCGUGCGAGCACCACCGCCGCCAGCGACCGCAGCCGACGUGACGACGCAGAGGCAGACGCAGAGGCAGCAAAAGACGCAGCAAAACAAACCCCCUCCUUCGCCCUCUCCGCCGCCCGCCACCGCUGCUGAGGUAGCAACUCAGUCCAAGACGGCUCACAAAUCACCCACAAGUCACCAGAAGAAAGUCCAGAAUGGAAUCAGACACGAGUUGGACCGAUUGCAGCCCACUGCCGCCGAUGCAGGUCUGGCGAAGGAGCAGGGCCGUAAGCUGAGAUCGCAGGAGGCCACGCGGUUCAAGAGCGAAUUGUCAGCCUAUUUCCCCGAUUAUGACGAAGUAAUCGGGAAUGAUGCUAAGGAACACCACACCCUCAAUGUCGACACUCCCAUUCUGAUCGCUGACUCGGCGGCGUCCCCACACCGGGCCUCCCACCCGCGACAGGCUGCUGCUGCCGCAUCCCAACACAAGAACCGCACAAAGAACACUGCCGGCCAUCGGCGUUGGAGCAACACCUGGAUCUCUAAUACUGAGAGCCACACGGUAAAACCAUAUGGCGACCAACUGUACACAAGUCUGUGCGAUGCACAGCGAAUCGACCUUCCACUUCUUGCAGGAAGACACGAUGAGGGGGAGGAUCCCCUGCCGGAUUCGCUCUACGGGACUGCCCACAGAAGGGCUGAGAGGCUAGAGAAGACGAUUCGGAACACUGAAAAAGGCCGCGCCCAACAUGAGAAGGAUCAAAUCAUCCGCAUCCUUGGCGAACUACAGGGUCCUGACUGGCUGAGGACAAUGGGCGUCAAUGGUGUCACAGAAAGCAAGAAGAAGAGUUUUGAACCUGCAAGAAACCACUUCAUCAAGGGUUGCCAGGCAAUACUGGAUAAGUUCCGGUGGUGGACUCGGGAGGAGAAAAGGCGGAAGCUCGAACGUGACAGAGCACUGGCCGAGGAAGUCGCUAGCUCGGAUUCGGAAGAGGCAGAGGAAGAAGAAGAAGAAGAAGACGGGGACCACGUCGAAGAAGACGAAAUUCCAGAUAGUGAGGAGGAUGAGGAAAUGUUCGAUGUGGAAAAGGGGAAGCACAACCCUGCCGACGACAGUGACGGCGAUCCGCCAGAUUCAAGCGAUGUUGAUGUGAGUAUCGCAAAACAGCUGCAGGAGGAAGCACUGGCCAGGGUCAAGCGUGCGCCGUCAGUGUCAAACAAAAGGCCACGCAGAGAACCCUCGCCCUCACCCAUGCUUCAGCCGCCAAGGGUGUUCAAGUCGUUCUUUGAGAAGCGACACGAGCGAGAUGCAGCCCUGAGCAGGCCUCGUCGGAGCAGGCGCGCAGUCAUGGCAUGGGGUCACAACAUUCCUGAUGCUCUGGAUGAGAAUUUUGAGCUUUCAGAAGAGUAUCGGGAUGAUGAGACUAUGCAAGCUCGGGAGCGGAAGAAGAGGAGAGAGCGGCGGGGCAGUAGGCGUUGAGGUGCUGAUGUUUCUGUGGUGUUUGGGGUAAAUGGUUGCCUGGUACUAAGGCAUGAUACCUUUGGUUUGGCUGGCGUAUGGGAUGUGUACUUUGUGGCCCAAUUCAUGUGUUGAUAGCAUGCAUUUGUGGUUAGAUUGGUGGUUGUUUGACAGAAGAGCAAGUUUAGUGGUCAGCCUUUUGGUGAUCUCGACUGUGGCUGGUUGAUAGCAUUUGAUGGUCGGGCGAUGUGUGACGCCCAUCAGGCUCACUUGUAUUAUCUUGACCCAACUGUAUAUACGGGAACUGUUAGCAACAAGGGAGCAAACAAUGAAACAUAUCGUAACAUGAGUUAUGCCAUCCUGGUGCAGGUGAAUGCUGACUAAACAACUGUACUUGCAGGAUU